AUGAAGCUAUCCCAACCCAAACUUGCCGAACCCAAGAAAGGCAAUGACGAUCAAAACCAUGGACCAUCGCCUUCACCAUCGAUUCUGUCGGGGCCCGAAAAAAUCCUGUCGAUUAUCAUCGUCACCACCAUGACUUUUCUGGGUCCGGCACCGAUGAGCAUUUACUUUCCCAUCCUGAGUAGUUUGUCGCGAGAUCUGCACGUCUCCCCCAGUCGAAUGAGCCUUACCAUCACCGUGUACAUGAUUACCCAAGCCCUCUUCCCUCUGUUAACGGCGAGCUUUUCGGACCAACGUGGACGUCGACCGGUCUUCUUAGUCUGCCUGACGGUAUAUCUCGGCGCCAACAUCGGCCUCGCGUCACAGACCAGCUUCGCCGCACUGAUGGCGCUACGCUGCCUGCAGAGCUUCGGCGCCAGCAGUCUGUCCGUGGUGGGCAUCGCUGCCAUGACGGAUAUCAUCACCCGUGCGGAACGUGGGAAAUACCGCAUCUACACAUCCUCCGGCUACACCUUGGCCAGUCUGCUCGGCCCCGUCAUGGGCGGCCUCCUCGCACAAUUUCUCGGGUGGAGAAGUGUGUUCUGGUUCCUGGCCAUAUUUGCCGGGGUCAUGCUCCUUCUCAUCCUGAUGUUCUUGCGCGAGUCGUGUCGCACGGUGGUACGCGACGGGAGUGUGCCACCGCAGCGCUGGAACCGGGCUCUGAUCGACUGGAUGCAUCCACUCGAAUACUGUUCCGAAUCGCCCCCUCAACCCGGUUCGACUUGCAGGCGCGGAGUCCUCGAUACCAUCCGACUCCUCGGCAGCUGGCAGACUGGUUUGCUGGUGGCGUCCCAGGCUGUCCUCUUCUGCGGCUCCAUGGCCAUCUUCGCCAGUAUCCCGCUGCUCUUCCAGCGCAAAUACGGCUUCCAGAUCUGGCAGAUUGGGCUUGUCUACGUGCCAUAUGCCGCCGGUGGAUUCGCCGCACGCUGGAUAGUCAGUCAUCUCACGGCGAAGAAUAUGCGGCGAUACCGCCGUCACAUCGGCGCGGAAGUCAUAGACCCCCGGGAGUUCCCUUUCGAGCGCGUCCUCUACCUGGCUGGUGCCUGGGUGAUUGUCUACGGCUGGAUUAUGCAACGGGAUGUCCAUGUGGCCGGCCCGCUGGUGGUUCUCUUUUUCACCGGCAAUGCCACCACGGGGGCGAGUGUCGGACUUACUGGGUUGCUGCUGGGAAUUCAUCGACGCCGGCCCGCGAUGGCGUUGGCGGCGGCCAAUAUGGCACGGUUCCUGUGCGCUGCUGGCGCAGUGGCGGCUAUCAUCCCUGGAAUCAAGCUGAUUGGCAUCGGCUGGAUGGGGACAGUGGUAGCUGGUAUAUACCUGAUGAUGUCGGGGAUGUUGUGGGUGGUGUAUUAUCAUGGACAGCGCAUGCGACCCAGCAACUUGAAGAAGGGUAUUGGCCUGCUACAAAGAGCAAAUGCAUGA
Messenger RNA from Penicillium cosmopolitanum, 1455 nucleotides. RefSeq names its product MFS general substrate transporter. Gene Ontology annotation, molecular function: transmembrane transporter activity. Gene Ontology annotation, biological process: transmembrane transport. The coding region runs from base 1 to 1455 and encodes 484 amino acids. Lineage: Eukaryota; Fungi; Ascomycota; Eurotiomycetes; Eurotiales; Aspergillaceae. The record is from RefSeq and is a predicted model, not a curated record. The transcript has 3 exons.